CUGAGCUCAGCGUUUGUGAAUUUAUGCUGAAUCGCAGAGCCUACAAGUCAAAUCAGCUGGGCAGUCAGCUGAUCUCCGUCUAAACAGCAGGAGAAGCGAGGUCGCCGGUGAAGUGGUGGUCCUGAAUGAGCAGCUACUAAACCCCAGGAAUAAAGGAACUCCAAAAGUGUUUUGUGGAGAAGAGCUGGUCGCGGUCAGACGAUCCAAGAGUGGAAAGAAAACAUACCCUGAUAGCUGCUAUGGCUUACGACAGCGCUCUUUCAAGGAUCUCAGUCGGUGGAAUAACCGUCGGGGGUAAUUUCUCCUCGCUUUGCCCAAACGGGUCGGAGUGGGUUUGGAACGGCCUCGGGGAGUGCGCGCAGGAUGCCCGGGACAUGUCCAGUGUGAUCCUCGGCCUUUUCUCCAUAGGCUGCUUCAUGGUCUCUUCACUCCCGCAAUACUACAGCUCCUGCCGCACAGGGAAUAUGGACCAAGCUCUGUCCAUUUGGUUCCUGCUCCUGUGGUUGUCAGGUGACACGUGCAACUUAGUGGGAUCCUUCCUGGCUGACCAGCUGCCGCUGCAGACGUACACUGCGGUCUACUACGUGAUAGCUGACCUGAUGAUGCUGGGCUUGUACUUCUACUACAAGGCAAAGAACAAAUUCAGCACUAACAAUGGUACCCUGAAUGGGGUUGCUGUGCUCUGCCUCCUGGGCGUGUCUAGUCUGACGCUGCUCCCCAGGUCUGACAUGGAGGCACAGGCAUCAUCCUCAGCUCUGAGGCCCGGCAGCCGAGCACUGCUGACUGUACCCGAGGACACCUCGUCUCUGAUGGCAUCCUUCAGCACUAAGGAGAUCAUUGGCUUCACCAUCGGCUCCAUCUCCUCUGUCAUGUACCUGUGCUCCAGGCUACCGCAGAUAUACACUAAUUACAAGAGGAAGUCUACGGAGGGCGUCUCCUUCUUCCUGUUUGCGCUGGUGAUCCUGGGCAACACUACGUACGGUCUGAGUGUGCUGCUGAAGAACCCGGAGCGUGGGCAGGGGGAGGUCAGCUACGUCAUCCACCACCUCCCCUGGCUCAUCGGCAGCCUCGGCACACUCUGCCUUGACGUCCUCAUCUCCCUGCAGUUUUUGACCUACAACAAGAACAAAGACACCGUCUCCAGCGGAGAAACUGCACCUCUUCUUGGCAACUAAGAGAUUAUCUGGGUGCUGGAAUUUUAGAAACCAAACAUUUUAUUUGACCUUUUUUUUUGCUUUUAUUAUUUUUUAAUCAUAUUUAAGUGUUCUUGUUUUAAUAUUAUUGCCAGGCAUAACUGGAUGAUAUUUUUUCGAGGGAGUGUACAACUUCUGGUUUCUUGUGUAUGAGAGUAUAUAAGUAUAUUCCUCUUUAUGCUCUUAAAUAUGUCGAUGUCAACAAGGGACCUCAUGACGAUGAGAAUUUAUUGUGAAUAGAGAAAGAAACAUGUGAAUAUGACAAAAAGAAACAUUUGCACAAAGCCUUUUUUGAAGACGCUACUUACAAAGUAUUUUUAAAACGAAGGACGAGGUUGCCCCCUCAUGGUAUGAUAUUGUACAAGUCAGACUAUUGUCAGAAUUACUGUACAGUUCAAAUUGUUCUCACUUGCAUGCUGUUUUUCUUUAUUUUUUGUCUUUGUUUAAUCACAGUUUCCAGUGACGUUUCAAUGGUGUCAUGCCUUAUCAGGGCUGUCAUUUUAUGGAUAUACUGUAUAUAUUUAGCACCAUUGAGAAGUUCUGCUUAAUAUCACAUUUGUUUACAGAAUUGAUGGGAGUAAGGGAAGGGGGGAUUUUGCUUUUAUUUUAUUUUUUUAAUCUUCAUUGUCCUGUAAUGCAUACUUUGUAACAUUUGUCUGUAAUUUGUCAUGAAAGGUUGACCAUAGCUGUGUACUAAAAGAAUGUUUUGCCAAA
Molecule: messenger RNA, 1907 nt
Organism: Engraulis encrasicolus (European anchovy)
Lineage: Eukaryota; Metazoa; Chordata; Actinopteri; Clupeiformes; Engraulidae
Gene: slc66a1
Product: solute carrier family 66 member 1
Exons: 9
Coding region: 240-1175 (311 amino acids)
Cellular component (GO): membrane
Source: RefSeq, a predicted model, not a curated record